AUGGCGAGGGGACCGUAUCAUAUCAGCGAUGACGAGCAUGGCCCAUACGUCGUUGUUUUCGCAGCCCUUCUUAUGACUUAUACGAUUCUGUGCUUUAUCGCGAGGCUCGUAAUGCGCUUCACCAUAAAUGGGCCUCUAGGGGCGGAUGACUGGACCGUUGCUGCUGGAUCGAUCAUUGCUGUCAUCCAAUCUGCGCUGAAAAUAUCGGAAGCGAGGCAUGGACUUGGGAAGCGAACGGAUACUGUAGGCCUAGAUGAUAUAGAGGCCAUAGGAAAGCUGAGCUUUGCAGGGGACAUAUUAUAUAUCGCCGGAAUGGCUUUGUCUCGAGCGGCGUCCUUUUUGCUUAUUGCACGACUCACCCGUCAGACACACCAUGCACGAGCUGCGUAUGUCGGGGUGUUAAUAACAGGAGUACUGGGCUUUGUAUCAAUGUUUGUUCUCGGUCUGCGAUGCAAUUUCGCACCAUGGAGGAUUGUCCCGAAAUGCUCUGAAACGACUACUCGCUGGUAUAUCAUCGAGGGUUUGGGAACUUUCGUGGAGCUUAUUGCAGCUUGGAUCCCUAUAUAUCUGGUGUGGAGUUUGAGAAUGAGACUGAAGGCGAAAUUUGUCGUCCUUUUCGCAUUCUCGUUCCGUCUCCCCGUUUUCGUCAUCAUUGCCUUCAGAAUAUAUUAUCUGUGGCGGGAAUCCGUGCGUAACGAUCCUCUGUUCUAUGGGGCCGACUCCUCGGUCUUCUUAGAAGCUGCGCUGCACUAUGGACUGAUGGCAGCAACGAUUCCCUGCUUAAAACCAUUCGUCAAAGCCUUCAACACCGGUUGGUUCGACACAAGAGGAGUGGAUACCUCGCUUCAUAGUGACGGAUAUGCUCUCUCGAACCUAAACAGAACGAAGUACUCCGCAAAUGCGGAAAUAGUAAGUGGCAGUGACGAAAUCGACAAUUUGGAGAGUAUACCACGAGGGCGUCUACGUCAACGGGGAUCAGACACCCCAUCGUCGGCGGGAUCGGAUAUAAUGAUUAUUCGUCGUACAAAGGCAUGGAAUGUUUCGUACGAGAAUGACGAUGCUGCUGUGUUAAAAUAA
Messenger RNA from Coccidioides posadasii C735 delta SOWgp, 1077 nucleotides. RefSeq lists its product as uncharacterized. The record is from RefSeq and is a predicted model, not a curated record. Lineage: Eukaryota; Fungi; Ascomycota; Eurotiomycetes; Onygenales; Onygenaceae.